Molecule: messenger RNA, 3904 nt
Organism: Myxocyprinus asiaticus (Chinese sucker)
Lineage: Eukaryota; Metazoa; Chordata; Actinopteri; Cypriniformes; Catostomidae
Product: apoptosis-inducing factor 1, mitochondrial-like
Exons: 18
Coding region: 1420-3354 (644 amino acids)
Biological process (GO): apoptotic process; mitochondrial respiratory chain complex assembly
Cellular component (GO): mitochondrion; cytoplasm
Molecular function (GO): protein dimerization activity; FAD binding; NAD(P)H oxidase H2O2-forming activity
Source: RefSeq, a predicted model, not a curated record
CCUCCUCGUGGUCGCUAUAAUGUGUGGUUCUCGCUCUCGGUGGGGCAUGUGGUGAGUUGUGCGUGGAUGCAGCGGAGAAUAGCGUGAAGCCUCCACAUGCGCUAGGUCUCUGCGGUAACGCUCAACAAGCCACGUGAUAAGAUGGGCGGAUUGACGGUCUCAGACGUGAGAUUCGUCCUCUGCCACCCGGAUUGAGGCGAGUCACUACGCCACCACGAACCUAGAACACAUUGGGAAUUGGGCAUGCCAAAUUGGGGAGAAAAGGGGAGAAAAUUUGCAUCAGGGUAAUAAAUAAUGCUGUUAAAAUUUUGUCAUUUACUAUUCACUUUGCACUUGACCUUACACUUAUGGCAAACCCCCAAAUAUGAUAAUCUGCUUGCAAGGUACCCCCUUCCUGAUAUGUAAAAGCGGCUAUAUAAUUGUAUGAAUAAAGGCCCAUUUAUACUGUGAGAAAAAUAGUAAGCGUUAUAUGCAAAUAUUUUUUUAUUUUUUUUUGAGAACGAGUACCGAUGCUCUUUUUAUUUUAUUUUUGUACUCACUGAUACAGAGUCGGAUACCUGUGUUUUUUUUAUUUUUUUUAUUUGGUGUUUAAAUAAAUAAUUUCCCUUUAAUCAAAUGAAAAUAUAACAAUAAUUUUCAUCAUGAUAUUGUAUUACUUUUAUCAUGUGCUUUUAUUCAGAACCUCGCAGCACAAUCCAAAAUACAACAUUGGAGUUAUUUUUGUAAAAUAAAGUGCUGCAUAACAGAGAUUGCUUAAAUAUAAUGAAAUUACUAUUGAGUUAUUAUUAUUAGUAGUAUAACAGUAAUAUUAUAUAACUCUACAGUAGUGGUCUAUUUCUGUAAUACUUUUUUCCCUUAAAUUGAGCUUUUAUUUUGAAGUGUUUUUGUGUUGUUAUGACCAAAGAGCUCUGACAUUAUUGCGGUUGCUUCCCACUCUGGAAAAGCCGGUCGCUACAUGAUUCAAAGUGAUUAUUAAACCGCAAAAGGCUGCUAUUUAGAAUAGAAGCCUUUAUUUUGGUCACACAUUAUACAUACGUUUUUGCAUAUAUACAGUGAAAUGUAUUUGUUUUCACAUAUCCCAGCUAAGCUGGGGUCAGAGUGCAGGUUCAGCCAUGAUACGGCACCCCUGGAGCAGAUAGGAGCAGAUAGGGUCAAGGGCCCAACAGUGGCAUCUUGGCGGUGCUGGGGCUUGAACCCUCGACCUUCUGGUCAGUAACCCAGAGCCUUAAACCGCUGAGCCACCACAAAUAUGCAGUCUGUAUGUGCCACAUGCUGCAAAAUGAAGUAGAGCUCUGCCUGCUGUCAUCUGCUACAAACAGAGCGCACAAUGCUCAUGAUGGUGUUUUCCGUGUAUGAGCCAAGGAUCUCUAAAAGGUUUACCGUACUGUCUCGGGGGACAAGGAAAGGUAUAAUGAGCGUAUGAUGGAAAUUGCCAGCAGACCAAAACAAGAGCCACAAGCAGCUGAGGUUGUAGCUAAAGUUGUGGCAGAAUCAAAAGAAGUGGAAUUAGAGCCAGUUGCUGAAGCUCCUACAAUGAAACCUGAAGAACCUGCUGAAACAGAACCUCCCAUAACAGAGCCUAUUGUGGAGUCCGCUGUAUCUGAAUCUGUUGUAGAAGCCCCCAUACAAGAGCCCAUCGCUGAAGUCCCUGUAACGGAACCUGUUGUUGAAGCCAUUGUAACAGAACCUGUCGUGGAAACCCCUGUAACGGAACCCGUCAUGGAUGCUUCAGCUGUUAUACAGAAUGAAGAAGCCUUAGCUUCUGUCGUUGAGAGUGAGCCGACACCUGUAACCAUUGCUGAGCAUGUGCCAGAGGCUCCUCCUGUUUCUGAGCUUGCUGCAGCUCCUGAACCUGCUCCUGCUGCUGUGCCCCUUGAACCGACCGCUGUGUCCUCUGAAGUCCCUGAACACACCCCCUACCUGCUGAUUGGUGGAGGCACGGCUUCAUUCGCUGCAGCUAGGUCUAUUCGGGCAUGUGACCCUGGCGCCAGGGUGUUGAUUAUUACAGAGGAGUCUGACCUGCCCUACAUGAGACCUCCUCUCUCUAAAGAACUCUGGUUCUCUGAUGACCCCAAGGUCACCGAAACACUGCGCUUCAAACAAUGGAACGGCAAAGAGAGAAGUAUUUACUUCCAGCCUCCCUCAUUCUAUGUCAGUCCCAUGGAUCUCACUAAAGUGGAGAAUGGGGGUGUGGCUGUGCUCACAGGCCGUAAGGUGGUUCACAUGGAUGUCAGAGGAAAUAAAGUCAAACUGAGUGAUGGUGCAGAGAUCUCCUAUGAAAAGUGCCUGAUUGCUACAGGUGGUGUGCCCAGGAAUCUUCAAGUAAUCGAAAGGGCAGGAGAGGAGGUGAUGAAGAGGACAACCCUCUUUAGGAAAAUUGAAGAUUUUAGAUCUCUUGAGAAGAUCACCAGAGAGGUGAAGUCCUUAACUAUCAUCGGUGGUGGGUUCCUGGGCAGCGAGCUGGCAUGUGCUAUGGGUCGCAGAUCCACUGACCUUGGUUUAGAGGUGGUACAGCUGUUUCCAGAGAAGGGGAACAUGGGAAAAGUUCUGCCUGAAUACCUGAGUAAUUGGACCACUGAGAAAGUCAGGAAAGAGGGUGUGAAUGUAAUCACGGAUGCAGUAGUGAAAAAUGUGAGCUACAACAAUGGGAAAUUGGAGAUCAGACUGAAGGAUGGACGACUGGUGAAGACGGACCACAUUGUGGCAGCAGUUGGUUUGGAGCCCAGUGUGGAACUGGCCAAAUCAGGCGGGCUGGAGGUAGACUCUGAUUUCGGAGGGUACCGGGUUAAUGCUGAGCUCCAGGCUCGAGCCAAUAUCUGGGUGGCAGGAGAUGCUGCAUGUUUCUAUGACAUAAGGCUGGGCCGCAGGCGUGUGGAACAUCAUGAUCAUGCUGUGGUCAGCGGCAGGCUGGCCGGAGAGAACAUGACCGGAGCCAGCAAACCUUAUUGGCACCAGUCCAUGUUCUGGAGUGAUUUGGGGCCAGAUGUAGGGUAUGAAGCCAUCGGUAUAGUGGACAGCAGUCUGCCCACUGUCGGAGUGUUUGCCAAAGCCACUGCCAAGGACACACCAAAAGCUGCAACAGAGCAAUCAGGGACUGGAAUCCGCUCUGAGAGUGAGACGGAGGCAGUUGCCGGGGCGUUAGAGGCAGGAACAGCGGCUCCUCCCCCUCCUGUCCAGCAGAAGGAGGAUUAUGGGAAGGGAGUGAUAUUCUACCUGAGGGACAAGGUGGUGGUCGGUAUCGUCCUGUGGAAUGUCUUCAACAGAAUGCCCAUCGCAAGGAAGAUAAUCAAAGAUGGAGAGGAGCAUGCAGAUCUGAAUGAGGUUGCCAAGCUUUUCAACAUCCAUGAAGAGUGAACAAAAAUCUCUCACAUUUUCUCUGUCCAUUCUGUCAAGGGCACUCUGCCCACAUCUAUGUCAAGUGAACUUGGGAAAUAACACAAACAAGCACACACAGAACAAACACACAGGCUUACACCAGCCUGGCAUCUGCUAUUUUGGCCUUGAACUCUCUUGAGACCAGGACAUGCAGUGCUGCCUCUGAGCCGCAAGGUGGCGCUUUGGAUUCAUUGUGCCCAUGGACUUGAUGGAACAGUACUGUCCAACUUCUUUUGAGGGAAAUCUAUACCUGUUGUUUGUAUUUUAUAAUUCUCUGUAGGGGUUUUUCCCUCUUGUGGUCUGUAAAUGUUCAUCUUCCUGAAUGCAGCCCAGAACACACCCUCCAAAUCCCCAAAACCACACAAGAGCUCCACUUUCAUUGAGUAUUGUAAUAAAGUUGCAUUAGAAACAAACAAAACCAGAUGAUAAACAAAUCCCUCUGGCACCUGCUUGCACAAUAUUUUUGUCUGAAAGAUCAAAUUAGCUAAUUCAAAAGAAAAAGUAAAUAAAAGUAAAUUAUUUUUAAAUA